AAGGUUGUAGUGUUUCUCGGUCACGCACAGCGACUGAGGAACUUGUCCAUGUGGAAAAGAUGAAGUGCUGAUUGUAGCGAACUGUUACAGAAAAGUAGGCGAAUAUAGAUGUCACCUUGAUACAUACAGUCUACUACUCAAUGGCGAGAGCAUGAUAGGCAACAACACCGGGACAGUGCCCUUCGCUCCCACUUGACAAGACUGUCCAGCAACGGUGCGGGAAAUAGCUACCGAGUAGCCAAUAUCAGGGUGACAGUCACAAUCUAGUAGCUACAUCAUUAUACUCAGCAUGGCAAGUGAGCAGGAGGUAGCAGCAGUUGGCAAGAUUCUGGUCAACCCAAAGCAGGACCUGACAACACGGUUCAGAGCUCUCUUCACCUUGCGUAACCUGGGCGGACCAGAGGCCAUCGAAUGGAUCAGUCAGGCUUUUGUUGAUGACUCUGCUCUGUUGAAACAUGAGCUGGCAUACUGCCUGGGCCAAAUGCAGGAUGAGAGGGCCAUACCCACGCUAGAGACUGUUCUAAAAGACACAACACAGGAGCCUAUGGUCAGGCAUGAAGCAGGUGAAGCAUUAGGAGCUAUUGGGAACCUCAAGGUCCUUGACUUGCUGAAAGAGUACUCAGAGGACCCAGUCAUCGAGGUGGCAGAGACGUGCCAGUUGGCUGUUAGGCGGCUGGAGUGGCUGAUAUCUGGUGGGGACCAGAAAGGAGAGGAGGUCACCGAUGGAAACCCCUACUGUUCUGUGGACCCUGCUCCCCCAGCCCAGAGGAAGACUGUCCCUGAGCUGAGAACACAGCUCCUGGAUGAGAGCCUGCCGCUGUUUGAGCGCUACAGGGCCAUGUUCGCCCUCCGCAACCUGGGCACCGAGGAGGCUGUCCUGGCUCUAGGAGAUGGUCUUCAGUGUAGCAGUGCCUUGUUCCGCCAUGAGAUUGGCUACGUCCUGGGUCAGAUCCAGCACCCAGCCAGCAUCCCCCAGCUGCAGGCAGCCUUGGAGCUGGACGGGGAGAACGCCAUGGUGAGACACGAGUGUGCCGAGGCCCUCGGAUCCAUCGGCAAGGAGGAGUGUAUGAAGAUCCUGGAGCGCUACAGGAAAGACACAGAGCGCGUGGUGAAGGAGAGCUGUGAGGUAGCCCUGGACAUGCUGGAGUAUGAGAACGGCACACAGUUCCAGUACGCUGACGGACUACUACGACUGCAGGGGGAGCAGUAAGCAUGGACACCAGGAGAACUGCUAUACAGCACCAAAAGAGCUUUCUACAGAGGUCAUAACUCGUGAUCACUUAUACCCAUUUUCACUUAUUAAAACUAUCUGACUCUCGCCUGUCAUUAUUAGCCUUUAUGAGACAAGGCAGUAUAAUAAUUGUAUUACAGUACAUCUAAAGCCAUGUUGUGGUUAAUUUAUUUAUUGUUUUCAUGGAAUCUAUAUGAUUAAAUGGUCAAUGGUUCAAUACCCCCCCCCCAAGCUCAGUGAACCAUUCACAUGUAUUUUGUAUUCCGAGUGAUCUGAUCAUAAGCAUCUGAAAUCAGGAAACCUGAUUGUCGAAGAUUGUUAAUCCACUUUUCUGCUGUGUCAUAUUCGCAUAGAUUUUUAUCUUGUCGGAAAUAAAGGCUUAGAUAACAAAAUGA
Messenger RNA from Salvelinus sp. IW2-2015, 1626 nucleotides. RefSeq names its product deoxyhypusine hydroxylase. Lineage: Eukaryota; Metazoa; Chordata; Actinopteri; Salmoniformes; Salmonidae. Gene Ontology annotation, molecular function: deoxyhypusine monooxygenase activity. The record is from RefSeq and is a predicted model, not a curated record. Gene Ontology annotation, biological process: peptidyl-hypusine biosynthetic process.